Messenger RNA from Anoplopoma fimbria (sablefish), 629 nucleotides. RefSeq names its product F-box only protein 30-like. Gene Ontology annotation, molecular function: ubiquitin protein ligase activity; protein binding. The record is from RefSeq and is a predicted model, not a curated record. NCBI's taxonomy places the organism in Eukaryota, Metazoa, Chordata, Actinopteri, Perciformes, Anoplopomatidae. Bases 200 to 508 code for a protein of 102 amino acids. The transcript has 2 exons.
UUACCCAUCCACCAAGGGGGCCAAAGUGGUUCAUGACAGGAACCUCAGGUCCUUCGGGGUUCAGCCUUGCCCAAGGGCAAAAUUUCCAAGUGACUUCCAGUCUGACCAAAUUAGUGGGCUUCCCAUUGAGAUAUUGUGGCACAUAGCUGGGUUCCUUGACAGUUUCAGCCUGUGCCAGCUGUCACUGGUGUCACGGACAAUGAGGGAGGUGUGUGCCAGUCUCCUCCAGACCAGGGGCAUAGUGGAGCUGCAGUGGGAGCGGAGACGGUGUCCUGGUGCCCCUGGCACAGUGUCAUGGCAGAUCAAAAACAGAGUGUGGAGAUUCAGCACGGCGUUCAGCCCAGUGUUGUCUUGGGGUUUCACUGAUCUGCCCAGCAUGUCGGACCAUCUUAAGAAGUGCCACUUCAACAAUGUGGAGCACAAGACCGAGCCAGUACCCCUUCCUGCCAUGUGUACUGCACGAGAUGGACACUCGCUGCGUCGCGUCCUGCGUCACGUUAACUCCUGAUCAAACAUGGCUGACCUCUCGUAGCUGCACAAUAGUCACUGUGGUAUUAUGUGGAUGUUGCAAUUGCAGAUUUCAUGUCUUGAAAACAUAUAACUCUUCCUGUUUUUCGCUACAUUAUGAA